Molecule: messenger RNA, 273 nt
Organism: Knipowitschia caucasica
Lineage: Eukaryota; Metazoa; Chordata; Actinopteri; Gobiiformes; Gobiidae
Source: the annotation of a GenBank genome assembly
AUGUGCAGCGAACCACACGGUGAUGGAGGAGGUGAUGGAGGAGGUGAUGGAGGAGGUGAUGGAGGAGGUGAUGGAGGAGGUGAUGGAGGAGGUAAAGGAGGAGGUGAUGAGGAGGUGAUGGAGGAGGUGAUGGAGGAGGUGAUGAAGGAGGUGAUGGAGGAGGUGAUAGAGGAGGUGAUGGAGGAGGUGAUGAAGGAGGUGAUGGAGGAGGUGAUAGAGGAGGUGAUGGAGGAGGUGCUGGAGGAGGUGAUGAGGAGGUGCUGGAGGAGGUGA